AAGGGAGGGCAUCAUCCCACCGGACGCUCCGGCCGGCGUUUGCUCCUCGUAGCCCAUGAGGAUAUCUCGCUUGGGAUACGCCGCCACAAGGAGCUACCGGAGAGGCCCUUCGUCCCUGACCGUCCUUGCGCUUGUGAGGCGGCACCGCAGCGCCGUGACCCUCUGAUGACCUCAGGGACAGCGCCGGCGGCGGCACUGACCGGACCUUUGUGCGCAGGAGGCGUCCAGGCGCCCCCCGGGCCGGCAUCCGGCGCCGAGACCAGCUCUUGCAGCUUGAGCAAAUACAAGCAGAUAGAACUCAUGUCAAGACCUUCUCCUCGUCAGACAGCUUAGCGAAGGUGCAGGAGGUAGCAAGCUGGCUUUUGGAAAUGAACCAGGAUCUGCUGUCGGGGGGCAGCAGCAGCAGGCGGAGUCGGGGCUCCGGGGCGCCGGCGACGAGAGGUAACGCCUCCUCCUCCGCCGCUCGGGCACCCCAGCAGCCGGCAGAGGAGGCCGACGAGGAUGAGCACAUGAACCGGGUGCUCGAGGACGAGGAGCGGCCGCGCCAACAGCCCGAGACCUCGCAGGAGGACGUGGACAGAGGACCGCAAUGGGCGCCCGGCGACUCUGCCCCCGGCGACGACCCCCCGGAGGACGGCGGGGGAGGCCAGGAUGCUCCCCCCGGCAAGGUGAACCGGGCCGAGAAAGGACCCCGCUGGACGUGGAGGGCCGAGCAGAGGCAGCGCACUCAGGAGGAUGAGGAGGAGGGGGACGAGGAGGAGGAAGAGGAAGAGGAGGAGAACAAUAACAGCAGUAGCGGUCACCAGGUGGAGGAGGAAGAGGAGAGGACAGAGGGGGGGCAGGAGCAGAGGAGGACGAGGGAGGAGGAAGAGGAGGACGAGGAGGAGAUGGACCAGGACAGCGACGACUUUGAGCACUCGGCGGAGAGCGAGCGCGAAGAGGAGGAGGAAGAGGAGGACGAGGAAGAAGGGCUGAUGUCUCCCUCCAUCAGGAACAAUGCGACCGUCGCCACCAACAAUGUGGACUCACACCAAAGCUCCUCCCACAAGAAGAUGAAGAGAAAGUUGGACCAUGGCCCCGAGGUCCGAUCUUUCCCUUCAGGAAAAAAGCCCUGCAAAGGUCCCGAGUACCCAAGCCCAACAGGAAUCGUGCCGUGCCCGGCCACGCCCACCACCUUCGGCCACAUCCGGGCGGCCAACAGUCAGGGCCAGCAGAGACGGCGCAUCACUACCAUCCCGCCCCCCUCGGGGCUCCACGAAUGGCUCCGGACCUUUCAGAGCUGGUCCGGCCCCGAGAAGCUGCUGGCGCUGGACGAGUUGAUUGACAUCUGCGAACCCACGCAGGUCAAGCAUAUGAUGCAGGUCAUCGAGCCGCAGUUCCAACGCGACUUCAUCUCCCUGCUGCCCAAAGAGCUGGCGUUGUACGUGCUGUCGUUCCUGGAGCCCAAGGACCUCCUCCAAGCCGCCCAGACGUGUCGCUACUGGCGCAUUCUCGCAGAGGACAACUUGCUUUGGAGGGAAAAAUGCCGGGAAGAAGGCAUCGAUGAGCCUUUGCCUCUCAAGAAGAGGAAAGUCGUCAAGCCCGGCUUCACUCACAGCCCCUGGAAGAGUGCCUACAUCAGGCAGCACAGAAUAGACACUAACUGGAGGAGAGGGAACCUCAAAUCACCCAAGGUGCUGAAAGGUCACGACGACCACGUGAUCACCUGCCUCCAAUUCUGCGGCAACCGAAUCGUCAGCGGCUCUGACGACAACACGCUCAAAGUCUGGUCGGCCAUCACGGGGAAGUGUCUGAGGACGUUGGUGGGCCACACGGGCGGCGUGUGGUCGUCGCAAAUGCGAGACAACAUCAUCAUCAGCGGCUCCACCGACCGCACGCUCAAGGUCUGGAAUGCGGAGACGGGAGAAUGUAUCCACACCCUCUACGGGCAUACCUCAACAGUGCGCUGCAUGCAUCUGCACGAGAAAAGGGUGGUGAGCGGCUCUCGGGACGCCACGCUGCGUGUAUGGGACAUCGAGACGGGCCAGUGUUUACACGUCCUCAUGGGCCACGUGGCGGCCGUGCGCUGCGUCCAGUACGACGGCCGGCGGGUGGUCAGCGGCGCUUACGACUUCAUGGUCAAAGUGUGGGACCCCGAGACGGAGACGUGCCUCCACACGCUGCAGGGUCACACCAACCGGGUGUACUCGCUACAGUUCGACGGGAUCCACGUGGUGAGCGGCUCGCUGGACACGUCCAUCCGAGUGUGGGACGUGGAGACGGGCAACUGCAUCCACACGCUGACGGGCCACCAGUCGCUCACCAGCGGCAUGGAGCUCAAAGACAACAUCCUGGUGUCGGGCAACGCCGACUCCACCGUCAAGAUCUGGGACAUCAAGACGGGCCAGUGUCUGCAAACGUUGCAAGGUCCGCACAAGCACCAGAGCGCCGUCACGUGCCUGCAGUUCAACAAGAACUUUGUGAUCACCAGCUCGGACGACGGCACGGUCAAGCUGUGGGACUUGAAGACGGGCGAGUUCAUCCGCAACCUGGUGACGCUGGAGAGCGGCGGUAGCGGCGGCGUGGUGUGGCGCAUACGGGCCUCCAACACCAAGUUGGUGUGCGCCGUGGGCAGCCGCAACGGCACAGAGGAGACCAAGCUGCUCGUGCUCGACUUUGACGUGGACAUGAAGUGAAUGCGCGCUUGUUACAGGGGGGGUGGGGGCGGGGAAACAGGAGGCGCCACCCCGAUCGCAAGGGCCGAUUGUUGCCAUGUACAGAGAAGCACCUCCGAGAACCCGAGGAAGAUCUCCGUUGGAAUUUCAACCCAUCCUGUUUCGCUCACUCGUUCCUGUUCUGAACCUCAACGUCAUCAACUGUGAAUUCAAUCCCCCCUCCACCCCCACCUUCCUGUUGCUAUCAGCAACGAAUUCCAGUAUUAGGACACCCUCACCCCUUCUCAUUGUUUGUCGGGGAAAAAAACAGGAUCACUAGCAACGCAAGUGUUAUCAAUCAAUCUUGUUUUCCAGCCUUCCUUGGCGUUGAGUUGAAAAAACAGGAACAGGUGCCCACCUACCAACCUCCCACAGGAACAUCAACGCUGUCCAGUUUUUCCAGAGUGUUUUGGGUCAAGCUUGGUGCUCUGCUCCAGUCUUCGUUGGAUUCUGCGGCCCACCAACCACCUAUCAAGUCUCCACAUAUAAAAACAGUAACAGGAACGCCAAUGCUGUCCAGAGGCAGACCUCUUUGAGUUUGGAGUUGAAAAAACGGGAACAGGAACGUCAUUGCUGUCUGUGAUCUGAGUUUUUUCCAGCCCAGCUGGUGCGUUGUUAAAAUCUUCCAAAUUUAGGAAUUCUGCUGGCCCCCUUUCCUUGCCUACCAACCUCACACAUACAGGAAAAGGAACAAGAACAUGAGUAUGUUGCUCCUCAGUCCAGCUGUGUGUGUUCCAUCUUCCCGACUUUUCGCCAACUCUUCUUGGUAUCAGGAAUGUCAAUGCUGUCAGGGGUGACGUCUGCUUCCCUCCAUGCCCUCUACCGGGCUGGAAAGACAGGAACGAGAACACCAGUGCUGUCCGGAUCGUUUCAGUCCAGCCGGGGUGUGUGGAAUUCUGCUGAAGCAAGCCCCCACCCUUCGCCCACAUCUCAAUGGAGGGGAAAACUCAAUUCGAUUAUUCUUGAGUCCAUCUGGGGAUGCGUUCGGAGGCCACCUAUCGCUCCAGGAACAAGAACGGCAUCGCUGCUGUUUAAUUCAGUCCACCUGGUGGGUGAUGUGGCUGCUUUCUUCUGACACAAACAUGCUGUCCAGCUGGUGCCAUCCGCCAUGUCUCCAAGAAAAAAAAAACGGAAAGUCAAAGCUGUCCUCAGUUUUUCAGUCCAGCGGUGGAGCACUUACGAGGCUAGCGUGCACCUCCGACUCCUCGCAAAGACCACCGCCACCUGCCACCUCCCAGCCUGUGGCCAAACUGUACUAAUGCUGCUAGAUGAAUCGGCGGGACGGAAAUAGUCACUUUUUUUUUUUUUUUUUUUUGCUGUGACGUUUUAGUCCCAGGCGAAAUUCCAAAUUGAACACUUGUGUUUUUGAGAGGGGAGAAAAGAAGACAACAAAAUAGCAAACAUCCUACUUUUUUUUUUUUCUUUUUUUUUUUUGCCUCUGAAACUUGAGCCAAACGUGCCUCUACGAGGCGGAGAGGACGGGUUCGCCUGCCAAGAAAAAAAGAAGGAAGCAUGAGUGUUAGCGUGCUAGCGGACAACUUGUGAACACAUUCCUCGGGAAAAAACGGCGGGAAUGUAUUAAUGCUGCGUGGACAAAAAAAAAAACACUUUACAGGAUUUCAGUGGACAAGAACAAACAAACAAAAAACGUCCUGGCGUGUGAUUGGUUGUCGUCCGUAGAGGGCCCGCCCACCUGUAAAGUUUUAAGUGUUACACAUGGUGGGCAAGAAAAAAAAAAGGAAAAAAAAGGUGAACCUUGUAGCCAAAACUUCUCUCCAAAAGUCACAAGCUGAACUGUGAAAGUGGUUGUAACACUGUAUAGUAAACAAAAACAAACAACAAAACAAAACAAUCUUGCUCUUUCUCCUCAUUUUUCUCCCGCUGUUUAAUUUAUGGUCUGGUUUGAUGAGCCAGAUGUUUUUUUUGCUUUUUUAAAAAGUCUUUUUUUCAGUUCAGUUUGUGUUAAACUGCCUGGCGAAAAAAGACUAGACAGACAGAAAAAAAAACCUUAAAGGGAUUUUUGUGAUUUGUUUCAUUCACCUAGAAUUUUAUUUUCUUAUAACUUAAAGUGCAAUAAAAUGUGGGUUUAUUUUACUUUUUUUUUUCUUUUUUCAUUUCAAGCAGAAAUCCAUUGUCUGUUUUGUUACCUUGUGUGAAGGAAUCUUCUAUGUUGAAUAAAGCAAAUUAUUUGGGUAAA
Molecule: messenger RNA, 4890 nt
Organism: Syngnathus acus (greater pipefish)
Lineage: Eukaryota; Metazoa; Chordata; Actinopteri; Syngnathiformes; Syngnathidae
Gene: fbxw7
Product: F-box and WD repeat domain containing 7
Exons: 14
Coding region: 369-2675 (768 amino acids)
Biological process (GO): ubiquitin recycling; proteasome-mediated ubiquitin-dependent protein catabolic process
Cellular component (GO): cytoplasm; nucleus
Molecular function (GO): ubiquitin binding
Source: RefSeq, a predicted model, not a curated record